GGACAUAAGCUCUACCUGUGGAUGCCCAGGAGAAGGUAAUUUUAGAAUGAAAAUUCAUCCUGAUUUCUAGUUAUUAAUAUAAUCAGCACGAAUACAAUCAGCAUGACACUUUAACUCCUUUUUGAAACUAAGUCUCAUUCUUUAGCCUAGGCUGGCCUGGAAAUCAUGUGCUGUACAUGUAAAAGUGCUUAUAUGCACGAGUGCACAUGCCUGUGUGUGCACAGAGACCAGCAGCAAACGUCAGGUGUCUUCUCUGAUUGUCUCUUUCUACUAGAAAGCUAAGUACACAAGCACAUGAUCUCAGAGGCUGUGCAGGCACAGAGAGGUGGGUCUUGCAGAUCUAACUCAGUUCUCAAGGUAGACAUGAACAUGGAAACCAGUUUCCCUACACCAGGAAUUUGGAGAAACCUAAUGGACUUCACAUAAGCAAUUGAACCUGUUGACAAUUAGUGUGUCAUUUGGUAUUUUCUAGAAAGUUCUGACAAGUACAUCAUCAAUCAGGGCCGCCCCAGAUCAUGUGCUUUUGGUCUCCACAGUGCAAAGAAGGGGUUGUUGAGCUCAUCUACACAAUGAAAAUCACUGUGCAGUUUUAAGGUGUGAGCACUCUCAGCUGAGUGCAUCUGGCACCAGUGAGAGGGGAAGGGGAGUCAGGCUGAGCGUCUACACAGCUGCAGCUUGCUCCAGUCAAAUCCUGAUGAGCUGUGGUUGGCAAUCCUGUGAAAUCUUUGGCCGAGUCUUUAAAAUCAGAGCAAGCUGGGAGGAGAAAGAAGAGUCAGUGUGGACUUAGGCCACUGAAUAUGGAGACCCAUUUGCCUAGUUUGCCGUUGAUGAAAAUCUUCUCCUAUCUGGAUGCCUACAGUUUGCUACAGGUUGCCCAAGUGAACAAGAACUGGAAUGCACUUGCAAGCAGUGAUGUCCUGUGGAGGAAGUUGUGUCAGAAGAGAUGGCUUUUCUGUGACAUGGUCACCCUACAGCUCCAGGACAAAGAGACAUGGAAGCAGUUCUUCGUUUACCGAACGUGGCAAGAACACUCCAAGACCCGGGCAAAUCCACGAGAUUUCACUUACAAGGAAAUUCCUUUGCAAUAUGGACCUUGUGGCUAUGCAUGUUAUAUCUCAGGGUGUGGCAUAACAAGAAAGGGACAAGACAAGUCUGUUGUCUGUAUGGUGAAUUCCAAGAACACGAUUUCCACCUGGGAUGUUCACAAGAGCGUUAUAACCUGGGUAAGCCCAGAACAGCCGGCAAGUAUCAAGCUGUUGACUACCCUCCCUGAGAUGCACAUUGCAGUCACUGUAGAUAUUCAAUCAACUAUCAAACUGUGGGACUGUCACAACAGGGAAGCUCUGGCGACUAACAUCCUGGAAUCUCCAUGCAAAUCACUGAAAGCUGUCAUUACCAAGGAUGACCCGAUUGUCUUGGCAGGCGAUAUCUUGGGUAACCUGUACAUCUUUAGAAUUCCAGAUUUACACCUCAUUUCCACAGUCAAUGUAUUGCCAUGUGAUAUUGAUGAAAUCUACUGCUCUCCUCAGAAGAAAUGGGUCUUACUGAGUAAGAAACAGCCAUAUAUUUUGCCAAAGGUGUUUUACAUGAGCAGCCUACUGAGGACAUCAGAAUUCUCUGCCCCUGUGUCUACCCUUCUGGAAAUUUCCUUAUGUCAAGAAGCCUUCUGGACCCCAAGAAGGGAAGACAGGCUAACCCUGAUGUCCAGAAGUGGUUGCUCCAAAAUCACAAAGUUUGAAACAUAUGAUAUGAAGCUGGAAGAGUUUGGGAACAAAAUUAUUGUUAAAGGAAAUUCGAUAGCAGGCUUUUUGUUGCCAUAUUACACGGAAAGCCUGAACUGGUUUGGAGUCAGUGAUAAGGACACGAUUGUUUGUUCAACUGAAUUCUCUCUCUUGCUCUUUACCAAUAAUGGUCACCGUCUGCAGACCUUUCAGUACUUCUCAGAAACGAUCGUGAGACUCUCUGUGGACCCCGUUCAUGUCAUCGUCACCUGUAAUGAUGGCUCUUUGGAUGUAUAUGCAUGGGAGGAGAGAAGCCUGCUGCUCAGGAAGUGUUAUCGACUGAAAAACAGGAGACAUCUGUCACCGAGAGGGCUGGUGAUUUCAGUGUUGCUAAGCAGUGAAGAGGCCAAAUGUGAUGGUGCACACCUUUCAUCCUGA
Mus musculus (house mouse) is the source of this 2159-nucleotide messenger RNA. It is a transcript of the gene Fbxw27, whose product is annotated as F-box and WD-40 domain protein 27. The transcript is spliced from 10 exons. NCBI's taxonomy places the organism in Eukaryota, Metazoa, Chordata, Mammalia, Rodentia, Muridae. The record is from RefSeq and is a predicted model, not a curated record. Bases 798 to 2159 code for a protein of 453 amino acids.